Paramecium tetraurelia is the source of this 351-nucleotide messenger RNA. RefSeq lists its product as uncharacterized. The record is from RefSeq and is a predicted model, not a curated record. The transcript has a single exon. NCBI's taxonomy places the organism in Eukaryota, Ciliophora, Oligohymenophorea, Peniculida, Parameciidae.
AUGUCAACUCAAUAACAAUAACAACAACAAUAACCAAAACAAUAGUAAUAACAAAAAUAAUAAACAAAACAAUAAUAAUUACAAUAACCACAACCACAAACACCAAAAUACAAAAUCUGUGUCAUUUGCAAAAGAUUGUCAUAAUCUCAAUGUGGAGAUUGCUUAGGGUGGGGAGUAUUGUGGUUGAUUUUUUCAAUUUCAGACGUUGUAUCAACAAUCCAAUGGGAAUUAGGUAUCUUUGGAAUUUUAGGGGCUAUUUUUUGGUUUAUUCUUACUAUGAUUUUUUGUGUUGCAUCGUGCAAUUUAAGAGAAGUUUAAUCGAGAAAUUUGUACAUAGAGAUAAUAACAUGA